AUGGUUAUCAUGAGGUUUGGAGCUUCGACGAGACCUUUUCUAUUCAAGCUGGUUCCUAGUUGGUACUACCACCAGAACGCAAGUAAGGUUCUCGAACAAGAUAAAGGAUUCCUUGCAUCCCAAAACGAGGUUCUAAUGAAGGGGAAGGUCCCCACCAAGGGCUUGUACCUAAAUCUACGGUCAUCUGACACUUCGGUUGCACAGUAUCGGAAGUGGAUGGAUAGUGUAGGGCAUGGAAUGCCUUACUAUAUUGGGCAAAACACUAUCUCACUACCUAAAGACCCUGCUGUGGUUGAACACACCCCGGCAGGACUGAUCGCGGGGAUUUCCGCUUCCACGCCUGCCAAGGGGCGAUUUGGCACCAUGCAUGUUCCGAAGCCCACCAACCGCUACUUCCGCCACAUAGUGCAUUGCAAGGGAUGUAGAAAUGCCGUGAAAGCAUUUCGAGCUUGCAAGAACAUGCUUUCCAUAUUGUCUGUUGCUUCUGCAGCAUUGGCUGUUCUGGCGUCAGCAAGACAGUGGAAGGUCCUACUUUUGGCAUUGGCGACGGUGUUCUUGGCUGGAGCAUAUGCGUUUGCAAGUCAAGUUUCCCUCAAUACAACCAACUUCAUUAGGAAGCACAGGAGAUUAUGA
Messenger RNA from Magnolia sinica, 633 nucleotides. Its product is annotated as protein TIC 55, chloroplastic-like. Gene Ontology annotation, cellular component: chloroplast. The record is from RefSeq and is a predicted model, not a curated record. Gene Ontology annotation, biological process: protein targeting to chloroplast. Lineage: Eukaryota; Viridiplantae; Streptophyta; Magnoliopsida; Magnoliales; Magnoliaceae. Bases 1 to 633 code for a protein of 210 amino acids. Gene Ontology annotation, molecular function: chlorophyllide a oxygenase activity. The transcript has a single exon.